Molecule: messenger RNA, 741 nt
Organism: Trypanosoma conorhini
Lineage: Eukaryota; Euglenozoa; Kinetoplastea; Trypanosomatida; Trypanosomatidae
Product: NADH-cytochrome B5 reductase
Exons: 1
Coding region: 1-741 (246 amino acids)
Molecular function (GO): cytochrome-b5 reductase activity, acting on NAD(P)H
Source: RefSeq, a predicted model, not a curated record
AUGAACUUUUAUGAUGAAUCGUACAAUACAAGAGUGUUUCGUUUUGCGCUUCCAGAAGCUGAUAUGCCCCUAAAUCUGGAGGUUUCCUCUUGUAUCACGGCGAAGUAUACUGGGAGUGAUGGAAAAGAAGUUAUUCGUCCCUAUACUCCAAUUAAUAAAAGUGACCAACGCGGCUAUUUUGAACUUGUUGUGAAACGCUACGAUAAUUCCAAGAUGGGCAACCACCUAUUUUCUUUGAAGAAGGGUGACACUGUGGAAUUUAAAGGACCCUGGGUAAAGAUUCCGAUUAAGGCAAACCAAUACCGACAAAUUGGCAUGAUUGCAGGGGGGACAGGCAUUACCCCAAUGUAUCAGGUGGCUCGAAACGUCUUGUGUGUGCCUAAGAACACGACAGCUGUCUCUCUCAUUUACGCUAAUACUCGUAAGGAGGAUGUGCUUUUGGGGAAUGAACUCAAUGAGCUUAUGGAAACGUGUCCGCUCUUUUCACCGUACUAUGUUCUUGCCAAGGCCCCUUCGGAUUGGAUGGGAGGCGUUGGAUGCGUAAACAAGGAGAUGAUCAAAUCCGUUAUGCCACCACCAAGCAGUGCGGCUGAUUCCAUCAUCCUUGUGUGCGGACCUCCCGCUUUUAUGGAAGCUGUUUCAGGAGACAAGGAUUUUAAGUCCAGUCCACCUUCUCAAGGCGAACUGAAGGGAAUGCUUAAGGAACUUGGUUACAUGCAGAAAAUGGUCUUCAAGUUUUGA